Messenger RNA from Mycosarcoma maydis (corn smut), 1974 nucleotides. RefSeq lists its product as uncharacterized. Gene Ontology annotation, biological process: apoptotic process; proteolysis. Gene Ontology annotation, molecular function: serine-type carboxypeptidase activity. Bases 1 to 1974 code for a protein of 657 amino acids. Gene Ontology annotation, cellular component: trans-Golgi network. NCBI's taxonomy places the organism in Eukaryota, Fungi, Basidiomycota, Ustilaginomycetes, Ustilaginales. The transcript has a single exon. The record is from RefSeq and is a predicted model, not a curated record.
AUGCCGCUAUUGGAUCCCCGCGAGGUGCUGUUGCGGCGUGGCAUCCCUAUACCAGCUGCUGCCUCCUUCCAUGUCCCCGGUCUUCCGGAUCUUCAUGCGGAAUCUUCGUCUUCAACCGCUCUCGCACAUCCGUUGCAGAUGUCAGCAGGCUAUCUGCCAGCUCGACCCAUAGAAGCCGACGGUCAGCCCAAAGACAAUGCACAUCUUUUCUUUCUUCUGCUACGAGCACGACAUGUGCCCGCAAAGCGCAAGCUCAUUAUUUGGUUCAAUGGAGGUCCCGGUUGCUCCUCGUUUGACGGUGCUAUGAUGGAGGUGGGCGCUUGGAGAAUGGACGGCAAAGGCGGUCUUGUGUGGGUCAAGGACGGUGCAAGCUGGAACGAGUAUGCCGACAUUCUUUUCCUCGAUCAGCCCGCGGGCACCGGUUUCAGCUAUGUCAACACCAAUGCAUACACCAAGUCUUUACCGCAGGCUGCCGAUGAAGUAGUGCAUUUUCUGGAGCAGUUCGUCCAAGUCUAUCCCGAAUACUCACGCGACGUCGAGCUUGAAUACGGCAGUCAGGGCAGCGGUGUCGAUGUUUACUUGGCUGGAGAGAGCUUCGCUGGCCAGUACAUCCCUUACACAGCCAAAGCCAUCGUCAAGUCGCCCAAGCCACCCGUCUCUCUCAAAGGCAUCGCCAUCGGAAACGGCUUUAUCGAUCCCAAGAGUCAGUACGGCACCGAGCUCGAGACUAUGGUGCAAAAAAACAUUUGGACCACUUCGUCGGGCGAAUACAAGCACGUCGCUGGCCUCGUCAAAGCCUGUCACGAAGAGCUCGACAAGAGCAACCAGCGCGAGAUUGGCAAGUGCGAGUUGAUCCUCCAGACCAUCAUUGCUAGUACUACCACCAAAACGCAAGGAGCGUCGGGCUAUACGUGCAUCAAUGUCUAUGACGUGCGUCUCAGCGACUCUUCGCCAGCGUGUGGCAUGAAUUGGCCAACAACGCUCCCCGCAAUGUAUGACUAUCUGCGGCGUCCAGAUGUGCGCAAAGCAUUGCACGUCGAUGAGCAUCAUAAACCCGAGGCGUGGGUGGAAUGCAAUGCUAAUGUGGGUUCUGCGAUGCGAACCGAUACUACUUCGCCACCCUCGGUGCAGCUGUUACCCGAGUUGCUCGACAGCGGAGUCAAGGUAUUGCUGUUCGCGGGAGAGGAAGAUCUCAUCUGCAAUGCCAUUGGUGUGCAGCGCGCAGCUGAAAACCUUGAGUGGGGAGGAGCCAAAGGCUUCGACGACAAGCAGCCGGCGCAAGACUGGUACGUUAAUGGCACACACGCCGGCACAUGGCGUACCGCGAGGAAUUUGACCUACGUCGGAAUUAAGGGUGCCAGUCACAUGGUGGGUGUAGACAAGCCGAUCGAAAGCCAUGACAUGAUAGUGCGCUUCAUGGGUAUCGACUAUAUGAAAGUCGCUGGUCCUAAUGCCCUCAUCCCAUCGCGCGUGGGAAACGAACCCGAUCGAGUGCUGAUCACUGGCGGGGGUGGCGGAAUUGCCCAGAUCGGCAAGGAUGGUUCUCGCGUCAUCCCUGGAUCAGGCAAGACAGAAGAAGAGGUAGCAGAGGAAGCCAGAUGGAGAGCGUACUACGAUGCUGGCUCGUUUGCGCUUAUGGUGCUGCUCAUUGCCGUAGGUAUUGGUACAUGGUUGUUGCUGCGAGCACGAAAGCAACGUCGCCUGAACAGGAAUCGUAUCGGUCGAGGUGGCGCGCUGCGUCUUGCAACCACCACCGAGCUUGGUGCUUCUCGCAGCACCACUGGCAACGGCGACACCGACGAAACCAGCAACAACCACGAGCUCGAACGGCUCGUUGGCGGCAAGCAUGUCGAAGAUGACGAUGAUGAUGUGGAAGAACAUAUAUUUAAUGUUGGGGACGAAGAUUUGAGUGAUAGCAAUGGCGAGAAUGGACCGCCUGUGGUCAAGGCUCGUCAUACCGGGUCACAGCGUUAA